This is a messenger RNA of Opisthocomus hoazin, 1503 nucleotides long. RefSeq names its product gap junction protein alpha 3 (gene GJA3). Gene Ontology annotation, cellular component: connexin complex. Gene Ontology annotation, molecular function: gap junction channel activity. The record is from RefSeq and is a predicted model, not a curated record. Lineage: Eukaryota; Metazoa; Chordata; Aves; Opisthocomiformes; Opisthocomidae. Gene Ontology annotation, biological process: cell-cell signaling.
AUGGGUGACUGGAGCUUUCUGGGGAGACUGUUAGAGAAUGCGCAGGAGCACUCCACGGUUAUUGGCAAGGUUUGGCUGACGGUACUGUUUAUCUUCAGGAUACUGGUGCUGGGGGCUGCUGCUGAGGAGGUCUGGGGAGACGAGCAGUCAGACUUUACAUGCAACACUCAGCAACCUGGUUGCGAAAAUGUUUGCUAUGACAAAGCCUUCCCCAUUUCUCACAUCCGCUUCUGGGUGCUGCAGAUCAUUUUUGUCUCCACUCCAACUCUCAUCUACUUGGGCCAUGUGCUGCACAUCGUACGCAUGGAGGAGAAGAGGAAAGAGAAAGAAGAGCUGAAAAAGAAGGGAAGCGUCAAAGACAGCAACUACCCAGGUGCAGCAGCGUCUGCCAGUGGUGGUGGAGGAGGCAGCAGUAACGUCAAGGAUCCUCUUGGCAAAAGAGGGAAGGAGAAGCUCCCAAUCCGUGAUGAACGUGGGAGAAUCCGUAUUGGGGGUGCCCUGCUCCGUACCUAUGUCUUCAACAUCGUUUUCAAGACACUGUUUGAGGUGGGCUUCAUUGUGGGCCAGUACUUCCUAUAUGGCUUUGAGCUAAAGCCGGUCUACCAGUGCAGCCGCGCACCUUGCCCACACACUGUGGACUGCUUCAUCUCAAGGCCCACUGAAAAGACCAUCUUCAUCAUCUUCAUGUUGGUGGUGGCCUCUGUCUCCCUGCUGCUGAACAUGCUUGAGAUGUAUCACUUGGGGUGGAAGAAGCUUAAGCAGGGCAUGACAAGCCGGUACAGCCUUGAGAUGCCUGUUGCAACAAUGACACCAGUCAUGGUAACAGGAGAGGCCAAACCUGUUGCCGUGCCACCACCAGCAUCACCUGUGGUGGUAACGACUGCCGCGCCACCCCCUGUUCUGCCUGACACCCGUGCUGUCACACCACUGCUGGCCCCGGUGAGCAUGGCACCAUGCUAUGCUGCAGCUGCUCCAAGGCCACAGCCCCCCUCCAACACGGCCUCCAUGGCCGGCUACCCUGUUGCUCCACCAGUUCCUGAGGAGAGGCACCGUGCUGUGACUCCCACGCCCAUCUCCACCCCCAUCCCCAUCCCCAGCCCCAUCCCCACGCCCACACCAGCCAUCAUCAACUACUUCAACAGCAACAGCCAUGCCCUGGUGGCUGAGCAGAACUGGGUCAACAUGGCAGCAGAGCAACAGGGGAAGGCGCCCUCCAGCUCGGCGGAGUCCUCCACCCCCAGCAGCGUCCGGCAUCCCCUUCCCUCGCAGGAAGAGCCACUGGAGCUACUCCCACCACCGGCCAGAAGCCCCAGCCUCAGCGGGGCGAGCGGCACCAAGUGGGAUGUGGAGGGCGAGGAGGAGCUGUCAGAGGAACGGCCUGGCUCGGCUGCCUGCACCACCGUGGAGAUGCAUGAGCCACCGCUGCUCGCAGACACACGGCGCUUGAGCAGGGCCAGUAAGUCGAGCAGCUGCAGAGCCAGGUCAGAUGACCUGGCCGUGUAA